CUUCAAACCGCUUAUGCAGCCUCCAAGCCUUACCUUCAUUGCAAGAUUGACAAGUUAGUCAAUGAAGAUCUUUUGCGUAAAGUUCGCAAAGAGAUUCUCAGUAACCUUCAUUUUACCUUGAAGGAAACUGACAUUUACAAAGUAUAUCAAACUGGUGAUUUGGCUAAUCUCGAUGGACUUCCGGCUGAUGAAUUAGCCAAACUUGAAUCCUUGUUUGAAUUGAGAAAUGCCUUGUACUCUCCCGAAUUCCGUGAAUUCAUCUCCACCGUCACAGGCUGUGGACAUCUCUCGGGAACCAAGACUGACAUGAGCAUCAACAGUUACAACGGAGGUUGUCAUUUGUUGAAUCACGAUGACGUGAUUGGCACCCGUCGCGUGUCUUAUAUCUUGUACUUGACUGAUCCCGAGAAUCCUUGGGAUCCCAAGGACGGUGGGGCUCUUGAAUUGUAUCCCGUUAUUGAAAAGGGUAUUCCAGCCACAGAACCGACUGUUGUCCUACCUCCCCAGUGGAAUCAAUUUGUCAUGUUCACCGUUCAACCUGGCCACUCUUUCCACUCAGUGGAAGAAGUCGUACCAGAAAACAAACCUCGGUUGAGUAUCUCUGGGUGGUUCCAUAUUCCCCAAGAGGGUGAGCUCGGAUAUCAGGCCGAAAAAGAAGAGGGCGAAUCAAAGUCUUCUCUUGAGCAAUUGCAAAUGGAUACCGAUUCUAGUGAUAAAUUUACAAAAUAUGAAGAUGAAUUGGAUGAUGAGGCUACCGACGGUCUCUCAAAAGAAGAUCUUGAAGCCUUGGCAGAGUGGAUGAAUCCUCAUUAUCUCAACAUCAAGAUGCUAGGACAGAUUUCUGAACGUUUCAUGGACGAGUCGGCUGUUCAAUGCAAAGACAUUAUCAACAAGUCCUUAUUUGCCGAGUUGAAGCAAGCCACGGAGGAAGCGGAUAAGAGAGACGGUCUUACUUCACGUGUGAUGGUGCCUCAUGGAACUGGUACUCGUGGGCAAUGGGUUGCACACGGACCACCUCAUAGAUGUCGUUACAUGACCCUUGAUAAGACAUUGAAGUCCGAAGACGACCCAACCAGCAAACUGUUUGCUGAUCUGCAAGAAAAGCUUUCUAGCGAACCUUUCCGUCGUUGGUUGGCUGUUGUCACCCAGAUGGUUCCACAGGGAUUCCGUGGUGAAGCACGUCGUUUCAGACCUGGGCAUGACUACACCUUAGCUACUACCAACACGCGUGGCCAGGGUGUGCUCGACGCCACUCUCACAUUUGCUACGACUCCUAACAAGAAGAGUGCAAAUGUGUGGGAAGGAGGUGAAUGUGGUGGGUAUGAAUGCUACAUGGCACCCCACGACGACGAAGAAGAUGCGGCCAUCUACAAGGCUGCCGACGAUGAAGGUGCCUUGUUAACCUUGCCGGCCGGCUGCAAUGAACUAUCUUUGGUCUUGAGAGAUGAGGAUGUGAUGCGAUUUGUAAAGUAUGUGAGUGCAAGAGCUCCUGGCUCUCGAUGGGACUUGUCCUUUGAGUACGAUUUGCCCGAGGAGACGGAAGAAAAUGAAGAC
Messenger RNA from Phycomyces blakesleeanus NRRL 1555(-), 1554 nucleotides. RefSeq lists its product as hypothetical. Lineage: Eukaryota; Fungi; Mucoromycota; Mucoromycetes; Mucorales; Phycomycetaceae. The record is from RefSeq and is a predicted model, not a curated record. Gene Ontology annotation, molecular function: peptidyl-proline dioxygenase activity; iron ion binding; L-ascorbic acid binding. The transcript is spliced from 3 exons. The annotation marks the transcript as partial. Gene Ontology annotation, biological process: regulation of translational termination; peptidyl-proline hydroxylation. Gene Ontology annotation, cellular component: cytoplasm.